Cygnus atratus (black swan) is the source of this 3593-nucleotide messenger RNA. RefSeq names its product SUZ RNA binding domain containing 1 (gene SZRD1). Lineage: Eukaryota; Metazoa; Chordata; Aves; Anseriformes; Anatidae. The record is from RefSeq and is a predicted model, not a curated record. The transcript is spliced from 4 exons. The coding region runs from base 445 to 885 and encodes 146 amino acids.
AGACAGACGGUUGGAAAAGAAGCUGAAGAUCACACAGAAGGAAAGGUAAUGGUGCUGCGCGGUUCGGAAAACCUUAUUUUCCCCAUGUGCUACUGGAUGUCUGAAAACCUGGGGAGAGGAAACGGAGCCGCUGUGGACUGAGAGGGAACGUCAGGUUGGAGAUAAGCGCUAGGGCAGCUCUGUGAUCGUGCCACUAGGUGGCUCUUCCGCUCCGUAGCAGAGGAGCGGAGAGAUUCUUGAGAGCGAUUUUAUUUCAGAGCCGGGUCUUCCAGGCUGGAUGUAGCUACAGCUGUGGGGAAGCAGUUUGAGAAAAAGGCACUCAGAGGAAGAAAUGGUCGGCUGCUUAUAGUCAUGGUGUUACUCCUCUGGGACUCCCACGCAGGAAAGGAACUGUAGAAAUUCGAACGCUGAGAACUGGGGCCAGGGCUGGCUCCAAGGAGCGAAAUGGCAGGGUUUGGAAGCAGGAGGUAUCACCAGGUGUCCUGGCGAGAGGAGCUCGAAAAGGCCUGGCAAGGAGUGGAAUCGAGUAGAAAAUCAAAGUCUCCUCCUAAAGUGCCGAUCGUGAUUCAGGACGACAGCCUGCCCUCGGGUCCUCCCCCACAGAUCCGGAUCUUAAAGCGGCCGGCGACGAACGGCGUGCUCAGCAACCCCAACUCGGCCACCAGGCCCGCGUUCCCCGUGAAGUCCUUGGCACAAAGGGAGGCAGAGUACGCCGAAGCCAGGAAACGAAUACUGGGCAGCGCGAGCCCCGAGGAAGAACAGGAGAAACCCAUUCUAGAUAGGCCGACGAGGAUCUCCCAGCCGGAAGACACCAGACAGCCCAAUAAUGUGAUAAGGCAGCCACUGGGUCCUGACGGUUCACAAGGCUUCAAACAGCGCAGAUAAACGUGGGCACGAGAGGAUGCUGCAGGAAGCAGGGUCAGCUGCCGCGGGUCGCACUGCCGUGGCGGACAAAUGGACUUGAGCAAAGGGAACUCCCUGGUUUACUUGCACUGUGAUCCCCUUUGCUCUGCCCACUGUGACCUCCAACCCCACGCACUGUGACCUCCCCGCUCCACCCACUGUGAUCGGCAAACCGACAAGGGCUGUCCCCAGUCACUGUAAAUGGAAAGGGGAGGGGGUGUAAAGGACUCGGACGGGUGCAGAGAGCCAUGUGUGCCACUUUGGCUGAAGCUAGCGCCAGCAAUAAUGUUUGUUGUACUCGUAACUUGGGAUUUAAGGAAAAAAAUGGGAAGCCUCCCCAGAUGCGCAUGUUGUCUUUAUCACUUUAAGAGCAAGUUUGGUUUCAAAGGAUCUUUUAUUUUUUUGUUUUGUUUGUAUAUCAGAUCGACUUUUGAGGGAGUGCAUGGGAAGGGUUUUAACUGUUUAGUUCGUUUUAAUUGAGAGAGGUAGUUAAGUGUUCAAAAAGGAGUUUCAGUGAAUUUCUGCAACUUUAAUGGCUAGGGUUUGGCAAGCUUAGCUUCUUGUUCUGUAUUUCUACUGCUGCCAAGCAAAUGGAAGCGGACUCCUGGCUACCCAGCCUUUCUGGUCGCCUUGGCCUGGGAGCCAGCGCAGUCCGAUGACCUGGUUUACGUAUUGCACCUGUUAAAGCUUGGCUAGUGUUUUCUGCUGGCUUGAGGAAAAACUUAAAGUACAUCACUUAAAGUACAUCUUUUUGUGUUUGGGGAGAAGGGAACGUAGAUGGAUCCCUUGAAAACGCCUGCUGCGUGGUUACUGCUUGCAGCGGAGUGGGGCGGCGAGGAACUAGGGCUCUGCAUCUGGACGUGCAGGCUAGGAGGGGAACAGUGAGUGCUGUGCGGCUCUGCUCUGCUCCACGAGGUAAACCCACGCGAGGAGCCCCGCUCAGUCCAGCCCACGCUCACCCAGUGGCUGGCGUAACGGCAGGGAGCGAGACGGCUGCUGCUCCAAAGGUUCGAACCCAAGUGGCUUACGAUGGACCCGAAGGCUCUGAUCUGUUACGGUACGAGCCGUACCUGAUGCAUUUCCUUCCAGAAAUCACAGACAUCGGGAACAAAACGUGUUCAGUGAAGUCUGGAACCACCCCCCCCCGCCCCGACGUCGUGCGCUGCGGGCGGUAACAGCUGGCUUCCCGCUGGCUUCAGGGAACGGAUGGCUCCUGCUGCUCCAGCUCCUGCAGAGAGGACGGUGCCGCGGGCAGCUCGCGGGCCGAAAACUUCCCCGGACGGCAGUGGUGGAGGAGAGCCACGCGGUACCGCCAGCCGCCUGUGUCGCAGGACGCUGCUGACCGUGGGCGCUGCCCCGUGCCCAGCGCUGUCCGUCCCGUUGUGCUGUCUGGCUCUGCACACUAGACAAGCUGACCUAUCUCGACGUUCCUGUCUCCAGGGAUUAGAUGAACACUACAGCUCUUGUUGGAAUGGAUGCCGACGGCGGCCGCCCGCGUGCGAGCGGCUCCAGGCUCGGGGCCACUUCUGCCUCUCGCUGGGACCCCGACGGCUCCUUCAGCUGGAAGGCUGCGGGCCGGCGGCUUGCUGCGUGCUCAGUACCUGGGAAACGAUUUCUGGCCAUCGAGCAUUGUUGUGUACGGGUGCAGUGCUGCCGGCUGCUUCGUGCUCGGUAGGUUUGGUAAACGAGCAAACGGAGCGCCUUCUGCCCGUGCAGGAGCGACCGCACGAAAUGCCUGCCACGCCGCGCUGUAUGGGAGGCUCCCGUACGGGAAGACGUGUACGGAAAUACGGCUUAAACGUACCGGUAAAAUAAAACUACCUGUGUACAAACAGACGGAAUCUGCUAGAAUGUUAAUCGGCUAAGGACUGUGCCGCCCUCCACGUGGGUCCCCAGAGCGGGCGAGCCCAAGCGGCUGGUGGAGGAGGAUGGCGAGGUGGGGAAGGACAGGAGGCCAUCCCCCCCAGGAGCCUGGCCCCAGAUCUCCACGGCGUAGGAGGCUCUAGUCUUGCUGUUUACCAAGCUCCCUCUCAGGCUGGAGGCAUCCACAGCUGCUUGGCCGGCAGCGUUUUUUGGGUCUUCUUGUUUUGUUUUUUUUUUUUAAAUUUCCUCCCCCCUGCAGGCUGGUGGCAAGGAAGAGUCCCUGGAAAAGCAGCUCUGCAGAGGGAAGGCGGUGGGGAGCGGGAGGGGAGAAGGACAUUAGCAAUAACCGUAGUCACCGCGCCUUUCCUUAACUACUGCUCAAAUAGCUUUUAUUCCAGAGGGCCAGCGGCUGGCAGAAAGCCACAGAGCCCAGCUCCCGGCGUAGCUUCAGCUGCCCCGCCAACCUUAGACGUCUUCUCCUGUACGUCAGGUGCCUACAACCCCUUCUCGUUGCACAUGCGACCUUGUUCUCCAGCACCGACUGCGCGUUAAGCCGCUCGGCGGUGGCCUCGGCAGCUGCUCCGUGCCCGUGGCACGGCCGGGACGCCUCCGACCUGCGGGCAGGGCGAGGGGGUGAUCCCGGCGGCAGCACCGCGCGCAGCCUUGCCCGGGGCUCGCCCCGAAGACGCGCCGCUCUCGGGGCACCGAGCGCUUCUCCCGCCGCGGCACCUGGGCCGCAGCCGGUGCCGCCCCGUAAGAGUGCGCCUAAGUAUGCAGAUAAACAUUUUAUAAAUUGUAUUUUAAAUAAAUGUGUUUAAACUUUUCAC